This is a messenger RNA of Medicago truncatula (barrel medic), 1061 nucleotides long. RefSeq names its product transcription factor WER. The record is from RefSeq and is a predicted model, not a curated record. The coding region runs from base 106 to 924 and encodes 272 amino acids. The transcript is spliced from 2 exons. Lineage: Eukaryota; Viridiplantae; Streptophyta; Magnoliopsida; Fabales; Fabaceae.
AUGCUCUGACACAAAGAAACAAGACCAAUAUAACUCUCAUCUUGUAGAGACAAACACACUCACUCAUUGAGUUUGAGUUCACUUGUUUCUCAAAAAAUAAUUAAGAUGGCAAGAACUCCUUCUUGUGACAAAAAAAGUGGAAUGAGGAAAGGAACAUGGACUGCUGAAGAAGAUAGGAAAUUAAUUGCUUAUGUCACCAGAUACGGUUGCUGGAAUUGGCGCCAACUACCAAAGUUUGCAGGUCUUUCAAGGUGUGGGAAGAGUUGUAGAUUGAGGUGGCUGAAUUAUUUAAGACCUAAUAUCAAAAGAGGAAACUUCACUCAAGAAGAAGAGGAGUUGAUUAUCCGAAUGCAUAAAAAGCUUGGCAAUAGAUGGUCAACCAUUGCGGCCGAGUUACCUGGAAGAACAGAUAAUGAAGUGAAGAACCACUGGCACACUUCCCUCAAGAAGAGAGCUAUAGAUAACAUUGUCACAAAUGAAGAAACCAAAUCCACACAAGGGAGAUGUGUAUCCAAUUACCAAAUUACCCUUCCAGCUAACUCCCAAAUCUCAGACACCAAUGGCCCUUUAUCCCCAUUUUCAUCAUCUAGUGAAUUAUCUUCCACAUCUUCAGAUCACAAUUCCACUGCUUUGGAUGAUUUUGGGUUUCUGGAUUCAUUUAUAGAAGAUGUGGAUGAAAGUUUUUGGCUUCAUAAUCUUUCCAACAAACCAAGUGGAAUAGUGCAAAACCAUACUACUGAAAGUUUUGUUAUGGAUAAUGAUUUUGGAAGCUUUUUAGAUGCUUACAACGAGUCAACAGUGGAUAGUUUUUGGACACAACCAUAUGAAGUUGACAUGUCCCACGUUCCAACUGAACUACUGAUACCUUUGUCGAUGGAAUCUGAAAAUUUUUCUAUAGUAUAUGACAAGGAUAUUUGGAGUUGAAAUAACUUGUAACAUAAUAUAUUAGACUUUUUUAGUUAAUAAAAUUUAACGCAUACUCCUUGUGUGAACAGUUAUAUUUGCAUUACAGUUUGAUCUAAAUAUCAAUUUGGGGACUCAGAAGAAUCCAAUGCUUUUAA